GGCGAUUACCCUCUAGUUAUCGAUUAAAAUUGAUUAACGAGAUCGACAAACGGUACGAGAAAAUGAUAAAGGGUAGUAGUGUUGCGUUAGUUUAUCCCGUUGGCACUUGGCAGACGGUCUUUCUAACCGUAAUAGGUUUGGCAGAUGGCGUUGGUACCGCAUUGUCGGCGAUUCUCGCGCGGGCGGCAACUAAGAACGAUCGAAAGACUCGGAGGGCAGUCUGUCCCGAGACUUCCGAGCCAUUUACGAUCUCGUUGGAUCGUCGACGCGACGUCGAUGAUCAACGCCGAAACGAUCCGACGUGAAUUUUAAGAAUCGUUUCGCAUCGACGUAUGAACGCGAAAAGAAAAGAAAAGAAAAGAAAAGAAAAGAAAAGGAGAGAGAACGUAUCAUCGAACGUAGUUACGUUAGAACGGAGCGUGAGAAGCUCGCGAUGCGGCUCCGUGUCACUACCGUGAUUCGCGUAAUUUCGUUUAGUUUGUUGUAUUGGCUCGGACCUACGGGAACCGAAGUAGACGCAUCGUCGAACGGAGAUUCCUUUUGCCAAGCAUUCGCGGCUAUCGUUCUGGAACCAAGUAAAACUAGCAGAUUUAAGAAUGGAAGUUUGAUGUACGAGGAGCUGGUAUACCCCGUCGGAUCUUAUCGAGAGGUCGGGAACGAGACUUACGGAUGUCCGUGUAAUUUACGCACAUGCCUGAAAAAGUGUUGUCGACGCAACGAGAUGUUAGGAGUCGGUGAUCGACCGAAUUGCACGCGACUACCGAACGAACAGCUCGGCCGCGAUCUCGUCCUCGAACGAUCCCAACUCGCCCCCGAGAUCGAACGAGUCUACGUUAUCGACAACUACACGGGCUGUCCCGGGAAUCUCUCGAGGUAUAUGCUCGAGCCGGAAAAGUUUGAGGAGGACAAGUUUGUAGUCGAGCGAAACGGGUCGCUUCAAACUUCGUCGAUGAUGUUUCCGACGGGGAGCUACUGUCUCGACUGGAAAGAGUCCGUCGACAAGAUCGCCGCCCUCGUUUGCUUGUCGACCGAGGUUUUACCCAAUUCCGUUCCUCCGAACGAGAAAACCUAUUACAAAUUCGGCCUUAUAGUGUCCAUUCCAUUUUUGCUCGCUACAUUUUUGGUGUACGCGAUUAUUCCGGAGCUCAGGAAUCUCUACGGAAAGACUCUGAUGUGUUACGUUGCUUCUCUUCUCGUCGCGUACACUUUCCUCGAAUUGGCCUCCUUGUUUUACAUCGCGUACGGACUCUGCUCCGCGAUAGCCUUGGUCAUCCACUUCUCGUUCCUGGCGAGCUUUUUCUGGCUGAACGUUAUGUGCUUCGAUAUUUGGUGGACGUUUAGAGGUUUCCGAUCGCUUCAAGGCAGCGCAAAGCAAAGGGAACGGAAAAAGUUUAUGAUAUAUUCGAUCUACGCUUGGGGUUGCGCAUCCAUUCUUACAGGAAUCAGCAUACUCAUGCAUUUUCUUCCCGAUAUCCCAAAGCAUUUCGUUCGACCGGAAUUCGGCGAAGAGAGUUGCUGGUUUGCGAAGGAAACGGCAAAAGCGAUAUACUUUUACGGACCUAUGGGCGUUACAAUCCUCUGCAACAUAUGUCUUUUCGUCUCGACGGCAUUGAAGAUUGUGCGACACAAAAAAGACACGGCGCGACAUUUCAAAGACGCGGACAGCAAGCGCCACGACGACCACAAACAAUGGUUCAAUUUGUACUUGAAGCUGUUCAUCGUAAUGGGCAUCAAUUGGUCAAUGGAAAUAAUAUCUUGGCUGUGCAACAAUUCACCGGAAUACAUUUGGUAUCUUACCGAUAUAACGAAUACCUUGCAAGGUGUAAUCAUCUUCUUCAUCUUCGUUUGGAAGGAUAAAGUGAAGCAGCAUCUUCUGAAAAGACUCUGCUGCAGGGACGACAAUAUACUUUCCAGAAACUCGACUCGAAGCGCGUAUCAUAGUUCGACUACUCGUUCGACCUACCCUUUUUCGAGCGAGUCUGCGCGAACCGUUAAAUGAACGUUCACGGUAACACCACGGUUUGUCCACUCGCAAUCGGCACAAGUAUCUAGUCGUCGAGAAUGGCUAUCGUUGGAGUGUUUCGAGUCGCGAGUAUUCUUUUAUUUCAAUUCUAAGGAAAAGCUUGGGCUAAAGUUUGCGUUAUACGUUCUCAAAUGACCUGUGACCGCGCCACUUGGAGUAACGCGAUGUUAAUUAGCCGUGAAGCUCCUAUAAUUCUACUCUUCUUCUUCUUCUUCUUCUUCUUCUUCGUGUUUAUAACGUAAUAUAGAAAAUUUGAAUCGAUGCACCAAAAAGUUUACCAAACUUGUUUAUUGUACGCCAAGGAAAUAACAAAUGUAUGUUGCGUAAUGUAUUUUACGAGAUUAAAUGUGUGAAAAUUUGUACAUUUUCUUAAUGUGUACACGCGUAUGUGUAUAAAUUAUGUAUUUUUUAUUCUAAAUUGAUAUUAAAGUAUAGUACAAAUUUGAA
Hylaeus volcanicus is the source of this 2470-nucleotide messenger RNA. RefSeq names its product G-protein coupled receptor Mth2-like. Lineage: Eukaryota; Metazoa; Arthropoda; Insecta; Hymenoptera; Colletidae. Gene Ontology annotation, biological process: cell surface receptor signaling pathway; G protein-coupled receptor signaling pathway. The record is from RefSeq and is a predicted model, not a curated record. Gene Ontology annotation, molecular function: G protein-coupled receptor activity. The transcript has 5 exons. Gene Ontology annotation, cellular component: membrane. The coding region runs from base 434 to 1999 and encodes 521 amino acids.